Molecule: messenger RNA, 956 nt
Organism: Drosophila gunungcola (fruit fly)
Lineage: Eukaryota; Metazoa; Arthropoda; Insecta; Diptera; Drosophilidae
Product: salivary glue protein Sgs-3-like
Exons: 2
Coding region: 116-760 (214 amino acids)
Source: RefSeq, a predicted model, not a curated record
AGGGACUAUAUAUAAUGGGUAGCAAUAGCCUGUUAAGUAUUCAGUUCGGGGCUCAGCACCAUCCAGUGAAGGACCAUCUCGUCUCAUCUAGCUAAAGAAGCGGACCAGGACCAAAAUGAAGAUCACCAUUUGCUUUCUGAUUGCGAGCGUCCUGCUUAUCGGCUGUUCGUCUACGCCUUGUGAAAUAUUAGAACCGCCUUGUGAAGGACCUCCCCCGCCUUGUAGUACACCCACAACUAAAAAGCCCGUCACCACCAAAAAACCUGCCACAACUAAGCGAACUACAGUAAAAACUACCACUAAGGCUACCACUAAGGCUACCACUAAGGCCACUACUAAGGCCACUACUAAGGCCACUACUAAGGCUACCACUAGGGCCACUACCAAGGCUACUACUACUAAAGCUACCACAGCACCUCCUUGUACCACAACUGUACCCACCACGGCAACACCCACUACUAAGGCUACCACAGCACCUCCUUGUACCUCCACCACGGCAAAACCCACCUCAAAGCCUACUACGAAGAAACCCACCACAAAACCAACUACGAAGAAACCCACCACAAAGCCUACUACGAAGAAACCCACAACUAAGCCUUCUAAUCCAGGCUGCGGAUGCAAGUCAUGUGGACCCGGUGGUGAAACUUGCCCAGGAUGCCCCUCCAAGAGCGUUUUGUGCCAGGAAUUGUUAAAUGACAUCAAGAAACUGGAUACCAAGAUUAGACAAUGCGUCUGCGGAGAGCCCAAAUGGAUGAUGUAAGAUCUAAUCACUGGAUUUGGUGAUUAGCCAAGUUCUCAAUUUCAGUUUGGAAAAAGGUUUUUUUUAAUAUAUGUAUGUAUGUAAACAUGCCAAAUUCUGUGAAAGUGAAAUUAAGAACUUGACUGACAUAGGACAAUGUGCGAUCACCUUAUAGAAUAUUUUUUUUUGUUUUGUUACUACUUUUAUAUUAAAAUAA